AUGGCGACAAGUUUUAAGAAGAAGUCAGGACGAGGAAGAGCUGUUUUAAUACCUGGAACUAAACCUUCUUUACAUAAUAACCAGCUUCUCGUAUCUACUGGGAUACCUUCUAUGGAUGCUGUGUUAGGUGGAGGGGUUGCAGUUGGAACUGUUGUUUUAAUAGAGGAAGACAACUAUGGUUCAUAUGCCAGGCAGGUCUUGAAGUAUUUCCUGGCAGAAGGUGUGGUGUCUGGUCAUGGACUUUUCCUGGCAUCAGCUGAUAGUGACCCUCAAAAUAUUCUUAAGGAUUUACCUCAUCCCAUAGAUGAUGAGCCAGGUCAGGAUACAGCACCAGAUAAGACAAGCAAAGAUGAUCAGAUGAAAAUUGCCUGGAGAUACCAGCAUAAGAAUAAAAUACAGACCAAUCCUAGUUCUCAAAACAGACUUGGUCAUUACUAUGAUCUUAGUAGAGUGAUGGAUGAAAAGAGACUAGAAAAAAUACAAGUAAAGACAUUUGAUGUGUCACAGCAAGUUAUGGAUAAUACASAUUCAAGGUUUGAACUAGUCACAAAACUCAGUUUAGUACCAAAGGACCUUGUAGCUCAGCUGGUUCUUCACCUUCCACCGGAUCUCUCUGAUACAGCAAGUAGAACACAAGAAGAUGCCAUCAAACAAAAACCAGGCUCGUUACCUUGUCAAAGUGGAACCAGUAAACUUGACUUUUAG
Molecule: messenger RNA, 705 nt
Organism: Exaiptasia diaphana
Lineage: Eukaryota; Metazoa; Cnidaria; Anthozoa; Actiniaria; Aiptasiidae
Product: elongator complex protein 4-like
Exons: 6
Coding region: 1-705 (234 amino acids)
Biological process (GO): tRNA wobble uridine modification
Cellular component (GO): cytoplasm; elongator holoenzyme complex; transcription elongation factor complex
Source: RefSeq, a predicted model, not a curated record